AUGGCUGGAAUGCUCUGCGAUUGGCUGGGUGACGAUCGGAACGCGUGCCGAAGCGGUCGCGCCCUCUAUCGCACCAUGAGUGGAGCUUGCGGCGCUGCCUUCAUGUUGUACGGUUGGGAUGCUGGUGUGUUAGGAGGCAUUCAGUCGACGCCACAGUUUAAAAACGCCAUUGGCAAUCCUAGUGGAGCAUACAUCAUCCCCAUUAUUGCUUCGAUCUACAAUUUGGCCGCUGGUAUCAUGGCUCUAUGUGUCUCUUUCUUCGGCAUGAAGAUCGGGAGACGAGGUACGCUCCUUCUCGGCGACUUCCUGAUCUGCGUCGGCGCACUUCUCCAAGCCUCCACAUACUCGGUCGGACAAAUCAUCGUCGGCCGUAUCGUUACUGGCUGCGGCAUUGGAUGCAUCGCCAGCGCUGUCCCAACUUAUAUGGCUGAGAUGUCGCUCGAGGCCAAGGAACGUGGUCCUGAGGUGUCUUACCAGUUGGCUCUUCUCAUCACUGGUGUCGCACUGGCGUAUUGGGUGGAUCUUGGCUUCGUGCAAGGUCUCGACAAAGCACCUUACCUUUGGCGUAUCCCUCUGGCAAUGCAGAGCUGCUUCGCCAUCUUCUCUGCCUUUCUGGUCUUCUUUCUGCCCGACACACCACGGUGGUAUUACGCAAAGGGUCGUGAUGCAGAGGGCGAUCAAACUCUGGCACGUCUACACGCCAAGCCCGUUGAGCACGAAGCUGUUCAGCUUAUGAAGGGAGAGAUCAUGGCUUCCUUGAAGGAGGGUGACGACGAUGGCCAAUUUAACUUCUGGCUCCUCUUCUGGGACAACACCGAGCUCCAGUUCGGACGUCGCCUCAGGACCUCCUUCUUGAUCAACUGGGCCCAGCAGUUCCUCGGAAUUAAUAUGCUGGUGUACUUCUCCACCCAGAUCUUUUCCAACCUUGGCUACUCGGCUAUGCUGUCUGGUAUCCUCGCCGGCGUCCUCAACACAGCUUUCGCCUUGGCAUCCUACCCACCAAUCUUCUUCAUUGAGCGUGUCGGUCGCCGAGCGAUGAUGAUUUGGUCUGCCCUCGGCUGUGGCGUCUGCAUGCUCGUGUACGUGGUCGUCACUACGCUUCCGGCCGGCAAGCAAAGUACUGCAACCAACUGGGUGGCGGUGACCUUCAUCAUUCUUUACGAGAUUGUGUUCGCGUUCGGUUGGCUGGGGACCUGCUGGGUCUACGGUCCAGAGAUUGCCCCUCUUCGAUAUCGUCAUGUCGCCGGUAGCUUGGGCGCCGCUGGGGAGUGGUUCAGCACCUGGGUCAUGGUGUUCGGAGGAGGUACUGGCAUCAACGCCGUUGGUCCUAAGAUCUUUGUGUGGCCUCUACUCUGCUGCUUCUUGUCUGCGGCGUAUGUCUACUUCUGCUGCCCGGAGACGACUGGCAAGACGCUGGAAGAGAUCGACGUUCUGUUCGCAAGGUCUGGUAAGACACGGGAUCGAAUCUACAAUGAGCAGGCUGUCCGCCGCCAAUCUUAUGGCUCGUUGAACUUGGACGAGAAGCGUGGAAAUUCGAUCUCGCAGACGGAGAAUGCUGGCGUUGAGGUUUGA
Recurvomyces mirabilis is the source of this 1572-nucleotide messenger RNA. RefSeq lists its product as uncharacterized. The transcript has 2 exons. The record is from RefSeq and is a predicted model, not a curated record. Lineage: Eukaryota; Fungi; Ascomycota; Dothideomycetes; Mycosphaerellales; Teratosphaeriaceae. Gene Ontology annotation, molecular function: carbohydrate:proton symporter activity. Gene Ontology annotation, cellular component: membrane. The coding region runs from base 1 to 1572 and encodes 523 amino acids. Gene Ontology annotation, biological process: transmembrane transport; carbohydrate transport.